Messenger RNA from Opisthorchis viverrini, 743 nucleotides. RefSeq lists its product as hypothetical. Gene Ontology annotation, molecular function: deNEDDylase activity; cysteine-type peptidase activity. Bases 90 to 743 code for a protein of 217 amino acids. The record is from RefSeq and is a predicted model, not a curated record. Gene Ontology annotation, biological process: proteolysis. NCBI's taxonomy places the organism in Eukaryota, Metazoa, Platyhelminthes, Trematoda, Opisthorchiida, Opisthorchiidae. The transcript has a single exon.
AUUGAUCUUCACCAGCGUGCCAUUGUCCUCAAGAGCUGAUUACUCAUUAUCCUCCGGAAAACGCCGUACUUCAAUCGUUGGCUCGGUCAAUGGGAAUUAUUCUUGAUUUUCACGAUUGUUUGCUUCGUGACGAGGACCUAGUGACCCUUAACGAAGGGGAGUGGGUCAAUGAUAAUAUCAUUCAGUUCGCUAUGGAAUAUUUGAGGCGUACUUUAUUGGCUACUGUUGAUAACGUUUUGCUUGUUGAUCCUGCGGUCACUCAAAUUGUGAAGUUGGCUGAUGCGCGCUCUGUCGCAAUGGUUUUGGAUUCCUUGAACUGCAAGCACAUUGAUUGGAUUUUUUACGCAAUAAACGACUCCUUAUCUACUACGAGUUCGGGUGGUACUCACUGGUCCUUAUUAGUAAUGUCCCCAACGCAUGAAAAGUCAUACCAUUUAGACUCACUACCAUCCGAAGGAAACUAUGGUUGUGCGUUGAAGAUAGCUGACGCAAUGGCAGAACACUGUGACAGAAGUGGUCUGAGAACAGUAUUGCAGACGAAUGUAGCAAAACAAAGAAAUAGUUGGGAUUGUGGCUUAUAUGUUAUUGUGUUUUUGGAAAUCCUCUGCAAGAACUUGUUCGAAACGAAGGGAUCAGCACUCAUGCUGGAUAGCGUGGCCUCAGAAUCUGUCAGCAGCUCGGUUCUUUCCAAGCGUUCUGUACUGAAGAAGCUCAUUGCAAAGCUUUCUAGCGCGGACAAUUAA